Messenger RNA from Drosophila yakuba, 872 nucleotides. It is a transcript of the gene DCTN5-p25, whose product is annotated as dynactin subunit 5. The transcript has 3 exons. The record is from RefSeq and is a predicted model, not a curated record. Bases 105 to 674 code for a protein of 189 amino acids. NCBI's taxonomy places the organism in Eukaryota, Metazoa, Arthropoda, Insecta, Diptera, Drosophilidae.
AACUCCAUACUGUGUCCACACACAUCAGCUGGUCAAAACAUUUUUCCAAUUGCAGUUUUUCAUUUUAUUAACUUUCCAAUAGUUCAUAGAACUGGCGGUUAAUCAUGGAGAUUCCGGAUACCUACUACAGCAAAGAUGAAUACGUGGAGACGGCCUCCGGGAACAAAGUUAGUCGCCACACGGUGCUGUGUGGAUCGCAAAACAUCGUUUUAAAUGGCAAAGUGAUCGUACAGAGCGGCGCCAUUAUACGCGGCGAUCUGGCCAACGUCCGGACGGGAAGAUUCUGUGUGAUUGGCAAGGACUCCGUCAUCCGACCGCCGUACAAACAGUUCAGCAAGGGAAUCGCCUUCUUCCCCAUGCACAUCGGGGAUCACGUCUUCGUGGGCGAAGGAGCCGUCGUCUCGGCGGCCACCAUUGGAUCCUGCGUUUACAUCGGCAAGAAUGCCAUUAUCGGUCGCCGAUGUGUCCUAAAGGACUGCUGUGUGAUCGAGGAUGGGGCGGUGCUGCCGCCAGAAACCACUGUGUCCAGCUACAUGCGCUACACGGCGAGGGGAACCAUCGAGGGCGGGCAGGGCAAUCCGUACUUCGUGCCCGCCGCCAUGCAGGACGAGAUGAUCAACUACACAAAGUCAUUCUACGAGCAUUUCGUGCGAGCUCCAGCACCAGCCAGCUGAAUUUCAUAGGUAUUAAUAUUGAAGGAAGAUAUGCCCGCUUAAACGCUCUUUGUAAAUAUUGCUAAAAUAAACUAAUGCAUAGAUUCAUUGUAUUUACAGAACACUGCAGUGCUAAAAAGUGCGGCAGAGGUUCCCGCCAAUUCCUUCGACAGACAACAUUAUUUAUGAAAUAAACACGUAUUAGGUAUUCUAUAAGUA